Westerdykella ornata is the source of this 1206-nucleotide messenger RNA. RefSeq lists its product as uncharacterized. The record is from RefSeq and is a predicted model, not a curated record. The coding region runs from base 1 to 1206 and encodes 401 amino acids. The transcript is spliced from 4 exons. NCBI's taxonomy places the organism in Eukaryota, Fungi, Ascomycota, Dothideomycetes, Pleosporales, Sporormiaceae.
AUGAGGUUCCUACUAUCACUUUUCAUCCUUCUCAAUACUUUCCUCUUCGCUCAUGGUCUUCUUACAGACACAGCCGCAAAGGCAUUAUUGAGAAUCAAGGCUCGACAACAUGAAACCCCGAGAACUUCUUCACCUCAGGACCGUGUCCACAUCACGGCUCGAGCUACUAUCUCCCGAUACACGGACAUCAGAGGAUUCCCUGAUUCGCCCUCUCAACCGAUGAGCGCAACGGACCAAGCGACUGUCGAUAGAGCGAUCCAACAAGCGCGCCUCAUUGGACGAAGUCUGCUAUCCAUUCGGCGUGGUGAUGCGUUGUAUGCUCGCAUAAUGGGAGACCCUGAGUUUGAGCUUUACGAUAUCGUGAUGCAACAAGUCAGAAGAGUAGUCAACAUACUCGGAAAUGCUGAUGAUGCUCUUCCUGGAGGGGAAAGACAAGAGGACAUAGUCAACAGGGAAUUCGUAGUCUUGCGCGAUUCCAUUCGCCGCCACCCUCCUCCAGGAACAGACCCAGAAGACGUGGCCGCUACAGUUAGAGGACGUCUGAUCAUCCUGUUCGACGCGUGGUUCGACCUUCCUGAAACGCUAUUCACUCCCGGAGUCGAGAGGGACCUCAACAAUGCGGAAGUGCUCGAUAGAGCUGCUGAGAGCCAGGGUUCUGUAAUGUUCCACGAACUUUUGCACACUGUCUCCCAAGGGCAGCCUCAACUCAACCAGAUUCUGGAACGUGCGAGAAACGCCGGCGCCGUAAUACGAGGGAUAUCAGCCGAACGAAUCAGGAUCACAGAUGUCGCACUGAACUCUUUCCGUCCGGCGGAUAGCGAUGCGCGCGGAAUUCGUCGUGAUGCUGAAGUCAUUGGGAUUGGGAUUGAUCCCAAUGCAAGAGCAUACCGAUCUGACCUCACAUCCAGACUGGCGGGUCUCACUUACGGGAGAUAUGCCGCUGCUCUGAAUGCAGACAGUAUUACUUUGAUGGCCGUCGCUGCCGUCGUUAACUUUGUUAACACCAACUUCCACCCUUCAGGCACCGGCCCCUUUCCUCCCGAUCCUCCCAACAUGCCUACACGGCAGCACAGCAUUUACAACGAUGAGGAGUUUGCAAAUAACGCCCUGCAGAGACUGAGUCAGAACCGUCCUAUUCGAGGAAGCUUGACCUAUCUGGAUAAGGUUACAAAUGGUUGGUUGAGAAAGGACCAUGGAGGUCUUUGA